This is a messenger RNA of Topomyia yanbarensis, 822 nucleotides long. RefSeq lists its product as uncharacterized. Gene Ontology annotation, biological process: proteolysis. The record is from RefSeq and is a predicted model, not a curated record. Bases 1 to 822 code for a protein of 273 amino acids. Gene Ontology annotation, molecular function: aspartic-type endopeptidase activity. The transcript has a single exon. NCBI's taxonomy places the organism in Eukaryota, Metazoa, Arthropoda, Insecta, Diptera, Culicidae.
AUGCAGAAACCCGUACCCGUACCCGUACGGCAGCUUUCCAGGAUUGAGGAAAACAAUGGCGUCACGUUGGAGCAGCUAGCGGAAGAAUGCCAGUGUCUUCUUAACCUCAAACAUGACAAUGCUAUGAUCGAGUCAGCCACAUGUUUCGCUCAAGUGAAUGGCAUUAAGCAGCGAUCUUCUGAUAAACGGUUCAACAAACGGGAUCAGCCAUCUUCGAAGCCUGCUGCAAACGACACAAGAAAAAAACCUGAUACACUGUGUUGGUUUUGCGGUGCAUUUCACUACGUACGGGACUGUACCUUCAAAAACCACAAAUGCUCCGAAUGUAAGCAGUUUGGACAUCGUGAAGGCUACUGCAACAGUUCAAAAAAGUCACAACGUUCAUCGAGAAAGGCUAAGCAUUUGGUGGCCAGCAAAAUGGUCGUCGUUAAUGUGUGCAACGUGCAGAAGCGGAGGAGAUUCGUUUCCGUUGCCCUUGAUGGAACACAGGUUCGUCUUCAGUUAGACACGGCUUCUGAUAUUACCGUCAUCAGCCAGCAGAUCUGGAAGAAAAUUGGUAGCUCAAGGUUGUCACUAGCAACAGUAAAAGCCAAGGCAGCAUCAGGAAACAUUUUGCCACUUGAUGGUGAAUUUAACUGUGACAUUACUAUCGGCGAAAACACACGUACGCAGAUAAUUCGUGUCAUCGCGAAACCACUACAGUUGCUUGGAUCUGAUUUAGUCGAUAGUUUUAAUUUGUGGUCCAUACCAAUGGAUACUUUUUGCUGCCAAGUUACUAGUACCCCGUCCACCAGUGCAACUCUCAAAGCUACUUACCUGUAA